AUGGUUAACACAAGAUCUAGUGACAAUGAAUUACUCAUUUCAUCUGAUUUGAUUGGGAAUCACAAUAUAGUCAAUAAGACUGUUAAUCUGGCCUUUGAAACCAAAGUAGAAUCUUUCAUAUAUGCCUGUGAUGCUAUAGAUAUUAGAAUGAACAUACUUCCCGAAGAUAUGAACCCACGCCACAUCAACAGUGAUCUUACUAUCAUUAUCACAUCUUCUCCAUCACUAGUUGCUUUACUAACUUCAUUAUUCAGUGAUGGCCUUAUUAAACUGGUUUUGCAAAAUCCUCAAGGAGCUGGUCAAAAUUCAAUUGAAACCUGCAAUAUAGAAUGUAAGAAGAAUUUAUUGAACUCACGUUGGGAAAUACUGCUAAUUGGAGGCUGGACAAUUCCUCCACUAGCAAAUCUAUUUAGUCAUAUCAUCAACAUAGACAAAGAGGUAUGUUUGUGUGGAUCAAAAGGAAGUGUCUAUGACGCCCGUUUAAUGUGUUCUUUGAUAAUAUCUACUCCGAAUGGACAUUUACGUUUAUCCAAAACAAAGGGGAUCAUUGAUCUUUGUAAAUGCUUCCUUGUCAAAGCAGAUGAUAGUCCUGAUAGUAAAUCCUAUAAACUUGUCUCCACCCCGAUUGCUUCGAUCCAACAAUUACAAAACCAGAAUAUGAAACCACGGUCAGCAUUGGAAGAAAGGGGGUUUCAAUUGGGUGAAAACGUUUACAAACAGACAACGUAUCCGACCUGUGAAUCAUUCACUAUUACGCUAGCACUUAAAAGGGAAGAGGUUACUACCUUAAUAGGACUCCAGGGUCUGCGACUCAAUUCGAUUCGAGUUCAAUCAAGAUGUUUGAUAAAAGUCCUACCGGCUGAACAAUCAUUUACCUCCAGAAAAAGUACAAUUCAACAAAUUGUCAUUCUGGGACAUAAAUCAGAUGUUCUUAUUGCUGUUAAAGAAAUUGAGAAGGUUGUUAUACAGGUUAGAAAUAACGAUGGGAGAUUUAUUUAA
Molecule: messenger RNA, 999 nt
Organism: Hemisphaericaspora subhashii
Lineage: Eukaryota; Fungi; Ascomycota; Pichiomycetes; Serinales; Debaryomycetaceae
Exons: 1
Coding region: 1-999 (332 amino acids)
Molecular function (GO): RNA binding
Source: RefSeq, a predicted model, not a curated record